Anopheles bellator is the source of this 5655-nucleotide messenger RNA. RefSeq lists its product as uncharacterized. The transcript is spliced from 4 exons. Bases 1 to 5370 code for a protein of 1789 amino acids. Gene Ontology annotation, molecular function: microtubule binding. The record is from RefSeq and is a predicted model, not a curated record. Gene Ontology annotation, biological process: microtubule anchoring. Lineage: Eukaryota; Metazoa; Arthropoda; Insecta; Diptera; Culicidae. Gene Ontology annotation, cellular component: ciliary basal body; centriole; sperm flagellum.
AUGGGGUUGAACAAACGUGAUAAGCAGGAUAAGCUAAAGACCCAGAGUUUGCUCGAUUCGGAGCGAUCGCACCACACGACAACGUCGAUGGUGAUGGUGGACCACGGGACGAUCGCGGUCCCCCUCGAGUCGAUGGCCACCGUCACUGGGCACAGCAGUUCCUCGGUGGCGGCCCACUCGUCCAGCAGCAGCAGCAAGUCGGAACAGUUCACCACUACCCGUUCGUCCGUGGCUGGGGCCAGUAGUGAGAUGCACAGUACCGGGAAAUCCGUCCGAGUGACCGGGGACGAAUCGAGCUCGAAAGUAGCCGAGCAAAAGUUCAGCUCCGUGAGCAGUGUGCGCAGUGCGGCGAGCAAAUCGAAACAGAUCGAUAACAUCAUUGAAGAGAUUCAUCACAUCGCCAGCGACACGAUCGGUACGACCGAGCUGAUUGGCUCGGUGGGGUCGUCAUCGUCGUCGCACGGUGCAGGGAACGUGACACAGGACACGGUGCUAGUGACGGGCACCGGGUCCAAGAAGCACUCGAUCGUGGGUGAUCACGGGACCACUACUAGUGCCGCUAGUGAGCAAGUGAUAUCAGCCAUUGGGCCGAGUAAGAUCGAGAUUACGAAAGUGGCUUUCGAUCAUGGCGCUGCCCUCAACACUGUCAGUAGCAGCAGUAGCACUAAGCAGCAGCAGAAGAGCAGCAGCAGCAGCAGCACCAGUGCCAUAAUGCAGAAGGAACAGAUCCAGCGCUCAUCGCAAAGUGCAGUGCGAAGUGAAAAGCUCUCGUCUGAAUCGCAAUCGAGCAAAAGUGAGCACACGAGCAGCAGUACAACGACGGCGCACUCAUCGUCUAGCAAGACAUCGAAAUCGGAAGGCCUCAGCCAUAGUCAGCUGACAUCGUCCGAAACAUUCCAUUCGCUUGCUGGUGCCAAUGCAUCUCAGGCCCACUCAGUGAUCAACGUUGAUCGACAGAAUGGUGCCGUGUUCGGAGCAGCGCCCUCUACGAUCGUCCCAAUGCAAGAUCAUUCCACGUACGAUCAGCAAUCAUUCCAGACCGUGGGCGCCGAUGGCCGCACCCGCCAGCAAGUCGAUAGCCAGAGUUACUCCAUGGCUCAAAGUCAGGCCCCGACAACCAAGACCGUGUAUGAUACGGCUGGCAAUAAAAUCACCAGCACGUCCUCGUCGUACCAAGCGGCCCAAGGACACAGCACAUCGUCCUUCCACACUUCCGGUGGAUCUGUGGAUCACUUGGCCACCGACACGACCGCGACCGCUAACGUUUCCAGCUCGAAGGGCACGACGUCCACGUCAAAAAGUACGCUCAUCGACUCAACAUCGCUGGAAAACUACACGAAAGCGCAGGACACUAACGCCCAGCACGCCAGCAUGCUGGCGAAAACCGAGUCCGCACACACGAUCGCAAGUCUGUCGUCGGUGCACGAUGCGCUCGCCAGUACGAUCCAAAGCACCCAGCUGGUGACGGAAUCGAACCAAGCGGACAGCAGCAGCAGCAGCCACACCGAGCAGCGCUCCGAGUCGACUACGACCCGCGAGUCCGCCUCACACUACGCCCAGAUGGACGAGCAGAGCAGCUCCCGGCGCAAGACGUCCGAGUUCCGCGAGCAGCGCGAAUCGAAUGCCGCCAUCUUGAAGCGCAAGAUCUACGACGAAGGUGGGCGCCGCUUGAACUUGAUCGACGAAAAAAUCGUCCCCAAGGACGGUGUGGCGGGCGAGCUGCAGGACGACGUGACCAACGUGACGAAGACGUCCUUCGAAGCGAAACUGUACAAUCCCAAGCUGAAGCGCUGGGAGCUGGUCGAUCAGAAGACGAUCCUCGAGAAGGACGUUACCACCGAAAUUCCGGCGGAGAUCGUAAAGGAGCUGGAAGUGGAGCGGCCCGAGCUGGCCAACAUCACCACCACCAUUCAGCUCACGAAGGUGUAUGAUGCAAAGACCAAGCAGUGGAAAACGGUGGACCACAAAAAACACAUCGAUGUGCUGGAGAAGAUUACGUUCCUCGAAGAAAACUCCGGUCGGUCCGAGCUCAACGAGUCGGAACAAUCGAAAAACCUUCGAUCGAUGGACGUGGUGGACCGCGUGACUAUCAAAGAAGUGAAAGAUUUAAGCGAAGACAAACGGCAACAGCUCAGCAAGUCCAAGAAGCGAGUGGACGAACGGACCACUCAGGAGCAGUGCAUCUGCGAAAUCUGCACAUGCGGUCGUCCAAAAUAUCUUCCAGGAGAGCGUCCUAAGCCAGUUCGUCACGACGACAAUCUCCGACCGGAAGGAGACUUUGAGCGUCCUGAGAAAUCUCCGUUUAGACCGGCGGAACGACCUAAGCAGAAACGCCCCGAGGACAAUUUGAAAACUGAAGGAGAGUUUAUCACUCCAGAGAAGCCUCAGUUUAGACCUGCUGAACGACCACAACAAAUUAAACCGCAAGACAACCUUAAGCCAGAGGGCCACUUUGAUCGUCCCGUGCCUGUUACGGUGGGAAAGGCCGACCGAGCGCAAAUCGUCAAGCAUGAAGAUAAUUUGCGCGUCGAAGGCACCUUCGAUCGGGUGGAAAAAACGGUUUAUGUGGCCGGCGAGCGGCCAAAGCCGAUAAAACCGGACGACAACUUGCGGCCGGAAGGACAGUUCGUGACUCCAGAAAAGCAGGCCUAUCGCCCCGGAGAUCGACCGAAGCAGAUUAAGCCGCAGGACAAUCUUCGUCCGGAAGGAGACUUCGAUCGGCCACAGAAAUCAACGGUUGGACCAGGCGAACGUCCGAAGCCCAUCAAGCACGAUGACAACUUGCGCCCGGAGGGUGCGUUUGAGAGGCCGGAGAAAGCUCAGUUCAGACCCGCCGAACGCCCGAAACAAAUACGGCCCGAGGAUAACCUUCGCACCGAGGGCAGCUUUGAGAAACCCGAAAAGCCUCAGUUCCGUCCCGCGGAAAGACCGAAACAGGUGAAACCACAGGAUAAUCUGCAGAUCGAAGGUGACUACAACUCGUUCAAGGAUUACAACGAGCAGAAGCAACGGAAGGAAGCCAUCCUGAAGGAGGUGCAGGAACCGACCAUCGCUGACGGCGCAGUGCUGGUGACGACACAAACUGUCACCACGAUCCUUAAGGGAGACAAAAAGACGCCGACUGGCAGACAAACAACCACAACCGAGGUACAGGAUCAUUCCGCUCGCUCGGAAGAGACUUUCGCUCAUACCCACAAGGAAAGCCAUCAGCUUAGCAGCGAGCACAUCGCUAGCUCCAAUGCCGUAAAGCACACUCAAGCACAGCGCAUUGAAACCAGUAGCAACGAUCAAGAUCGUAGUACACUUCGAUCCACAACGAACCAAACGCAAUCGAUUCAUGACGUUUCUGGGCGAAAUAUUGCCGAAUCGAUGACCACCAAUCGGGUAAAUGGAGCAACGAUGGUGAGCGGGGUUUCCGAAGAGCGCGCCAGUCACAGCGUACAGUCUACGUCGUCCAGCUCAAAAGUCCACAAAUCGUCCUCCUCGAUGCAGCAGCAUUCUGCCGUCAGCAGUACCCAGGAAGCACACCACCGCAUUCAGCACGGAACUCACGGUGACCAAUCCAGCGUGCUGUUGGAGACCCAAAAUGGUGGACCUACGCUCGGUUCGAAUGUACAUUCGCGCGAAAAAGUGACCGGCUCUCAGAUGUCUUCCACCAGCAGCAAACUGGUCGUCGACGGAAAGGUUAUUACGGACAAAUCGGCAACAAGCCAGCACGCUUCCGAGAAGCUAGCGGUCGAUGGCGUUCUCGUAACGGACAAAAGUUUCACCGAAAGGCACCAGAGUGGUUUCGAUGGAAUGGACAGUGUCCAGAAUUUGCAGCAGGGUACAACCACAUCCAUCCAGCACGGGGAUCAUCAAGUACACGAUACAGCCACCAGUUCCAUCGGAGCACAUUCGAUGAAGAAAACACAGAGUCAGACGGUUCGUUCGGGCAACAACAUUACUCACAGUGACUCGACCAAUGGCACGGUUCAUCGGAACGGAACGGUCGGUUCCCACAAACAGUCGACGUCUGGGCAGGCUACGGAAACGCAGGUCAAGAAACUGAUUGGCGGAAAAUGGGUGACGAAGACGAUCAAAACGGAGAGCAAGUCGAGCCAUCACCAGCAUGAAGCAGAACACGCUCUAGCCUCAUCUCAUCGCCAGCAGGGUGUUGCUGCUGACCAGAUGCUGCUAUCGGAGCAGCAAAUACAGAAGCAACACCACAGCUCCACUGGCACCUCGGAAAUGCACACGCUCAGCUCGUCCAGCAGCUCUUCGGUGAUGAAAUCUCAAUCGAGCAGCAAGGUGACCAGCGAAAAGACUACCCAACGAGGAACUGUCGAGAGCGUUACGGCAGCUGGUUCCCCAUCGGGGCGAGCUGGAGGGGCCCGUGGCAGUUCCAGCAUCGUCCUAGGUCAGUCAACCGUUGACAGUGGUGCCUCAUCGCGACGCGCAACAACCCAGCAACAAUCGACCACCACGAAGCUGAUCGGUGGUAAACUGGUUCAAGUUUCCGCUUCAAACGACGGCAACAACAACGCUGCGGCGGGUAAAUCUUCAACCCUCGCACAUUCCGCUACGGAUCACACCUCGAGCAAAACAUCGUCCUCGCACGUGACGCAAUCUAGCAAGACCGAAUCGAGCAGUCACACGACCGACAUGGCAGGUCUUUCCUCCACUACCGCAGCGGCUGGUCAGCACCAUCGGAAGAGCACGUUCGCCUCCAGCGAGAACGUGAACAACGCUAUCCUCUGCCGAGCGGCACAGGGACCACAGGCUGCCACCGGCACCGCGCUGCACGUUACCAACGGCAGCACGAGCAGCAUGAGUGCUUCCGGUUUCAACCAGCGCAAGAGCAUCUCCAACCUCAACGACAGUGCCAUGUACACGACGACCAACCGCACGAGUUACAGCUCGCUGCACCGUCGCGAGAAGGAGUCGGCCGAGGCGCGGAUGCAGAACUAUGUGAAGACCCUGGAAACCGGCACCAUUGCGAGCCGGAACGUCCGCGGACAAGCCUGUCCUCCGCCUUCAUUGGGCGGGCUCGGGCUUAGCAGCGGCAGUGGCAUGAGCACCCACCACCAAAACAUCAGCAGCAGCAACAACAGGAGCAACAACACCACCUCGGUGUCGACCAACAGCUCGUCGGUGGUCAAUCAGAAGGCACUUCGCGACUACCACACGGCCAUGAAUGUGUCGCGCAGCUCGACCAAGGCCAACGCAUCCAGCAUCUCGUUCGGGGACGACAAGUUCCACGGUAACAGCUCGUACAAGGUGCAGUACAUUCAGCAGCACGAAGGACGCUGCCCGGUGGCGGAGCACGACAGCUUGAAGCUGUCGAAGGUCACCAAGCAGCACACGUACUACGUGCGAGACAAGAAGUAAACGGAAGUCCCGAUUCCGUUCUGGCCCCCCAUUUUACGCACUUUAUCUGUUUUGUUUGUCUCUUUAUUCGGCUUGGGCGCUCGCAGCGCCCCCGUUAUCGCAAAGUGUAAUCAUUUUACAUACGCAUAUAAUAGUUAUGUUACAUUUUUUUUUCUCGCAACGACUCAUAUCUAUCACAACGAAUGCGAAAUGCUCGUGACAAAAAGACUAAUUGUUGGCAAUACAUUUUUCGGCAAACUGGGACCGCCUUAACGUGGCCCAUUAACGCAGUUACGCAAUAUUAUC